Molecule: messenger RNA, 435 nt
Organism: Fasciola hepatica (liver fluke)
Lineage: Eukaryota; Metazoa; Platyhelminthes; Trematoda; Plagiorchiida; Fasciolidae
Source: the annotation of a GenBank genome assembly
AUGGUAGAUUUGCAAACUGUGAACAUCACUUUGCGUAUCUUGUUCCGACCUGAACCGGCUUUGCUGCCAAAAAUCUACCAGAAUUUGGGUUUUGACUACGAAGAGCGUGUGCUUCCCUCCAUCACUACCGAGGUGCUCAAGGCGGUUGUUGCCCAGUUUGAUGCAAGUGAAUUGAUCACUCAGCGAGAACUUGUCAGUCAACGAGUGAACGAGGAUUUAACCGAACGCGCCUCAUCAUUCGGAAUCCUUUUGGAUGACAUUGCUCUGACCCAAAUCUCAUUUGGACGUGAGUUCUCCGAGGCGGUCGAGGCUAAACAGGUGGCGCAACAGGAAGCCGAGCGUGCCCGCUAUCUAGUAGAGAAGGCUGAGCAACAGAAACUUGCCGCUGUUAUUACCGCUGAAGGCGACUCGGAGGCGGCGGUUUUAGAAGGCUGA